AUUAAAGCGAAAUGCUCAAAUAAAACAAAAUCUUCUAUUAACACUUGAUUGGAAUUUACCGGAUUUAGUUUUAUCAGAAAUUUUUCAACGUUAUGAUGGUUUGAAAUAUUCUAUACAUACAAAAUUAUUUGAUAAAGCCAUACUCGAAGAAAAUCUUGAAUCAUUUGUUGAUUUAUUUCUUGAUCGAGAAUUUGUUCUACAUCGAUAUUUAAACUCAAAAAAAUUAAUUAACUUAUUUAAUCAAGCAAAAGAUAAAGAUUUUUUCAUAAUAACAUCACUUGAAGGAGUUCGUAGUUUAACAGGAGAUGAAGAAGAAGUAGAAGAAGAUUUUAUUGAAAAGGAUCUUAAUGAAAUUAUUAAACGUUUGAUCGGUAUUAGUAAUUUUUUUUGUAAAAGUGAAAUGGAUAAUAAUGCUGCAGAAAUUUAUCUUGGUGAUAUAUCAGACAAAGAUAUUCAGAAACCAAAGAUAAGAGCAGAAAAAACAUCUCUUCAACAUUUAAUUAUUUAUGCUGUAUUAAUGAAUCGACAUAAAUUAGCAAAAAUUCUUUGGAAACGUUCAUCAGAACCUAUUCCAUUAGCAUUAAUUUGUUGUAUGAUGUUUAAAAACUUAGCACCAUAUUGUCAUGAAUCUUAUCUAAAAUCAUUGACAAUAAAACAAGCCAAAGAAUUUUCCGAUUGGGCUGUAGGCAUUCUUGAUAAAUCAUACAAUGAAGAUAAUAACAGAACAUUUGAAAUGCUUGAUGAAAGACAUCCAGAUUGGAAUUAUAUGACAAUUGUUGAAUUAGCUUAUCGUGCUGAUAAUCGGGAUUUUAUGGCACAUCCUGUUUGUCAAAAAUGGGUUACAAGACAAUUUUAUGGAGAAAUAACACCACGUGAAGUUUCAUGGGGAUUCUUUACUUGUCCAAAGUAUCUAAAAAUCCUAUUGAGUGCCAUUCUUAUAUUUCCAAUGUGGUUUUGGAUAAAUUUUUCUCCAAUUGGUCAAGCACCUUCAGUAACAAAAAAAAAUGCAGAAAUAGAACCAAAACUUGGUGGUUAG
This is a messenger RNA of Rotaria sordida, 1036 nucleotides long. NCBI's taxonomy places the organism in Eukaryota, Metazoa, Rotifera, Eurotatoria, Philodinida, Philodinidae. The record is from the annotation of a GenBank genome assembly.